CGAAAAACGACACGAUCAGAUGGGGUGGCCUUCGUGAUGAAGCCGCGAUGGACAACGUAGAAAGGCUAUUUGGGGUCGCGGCCUUCGGACCCUGACAGCAAUUGCAGCUCCCAAGCUUCGCAAGCCAGCUGUGCUCCUGCAGCCAGGGCUCUAGCAGCUGCACAUGCACAGUCAGCAUGGCGCGGUCCAAGCUCCUGCCAAACUCCCCGCAUCUAUGAUCCGCCUGGCGUGCCUGCUGGGCAUGCUGUGCUGGCGCGCCGCCGCCGGCCCGGCCAAUGUCUCGGUCAGCGCACCCGGGCAUCCCUCCACCAAUCUGGACUUUGAGGUGGACGGUGUUGUCUUCCGCAACAGGAGCCUGGGUCUAGACCGGGUCUUUGACGUACUGGGGCACCAAUGCUCGCCGGGCCGGCCGCAGCCGCCCGCGCCGGUUGAUCGCCUGACCUACACGCCAAACCGGCGCUGGCCGUCCGACGCUAAGCACGGCCGCACCGCGCUCGUGGUGGUUGUUGGGGGCCCACCGCAGCGAUUCCUGCAGCGCAUGGAGAAAGCAUGGUACGGGUGGCGAGAGGAGUUCCUGGCGCGUUUGGCGCACAGCACGAGCGUAGUCAUGCUGCUGGAUGCUGACUACACCAACAGCACUGCUGAGCUAGUCGCCAGUCUGGAGCUGGUGCCAGUGGACUGCGAUAAGCACAGCAAGGCGUGCCUGGCGGCCGCGGCGGUGGACGCCGGAUACGCUCUGUACUAUUUGCCGGCCGCCGGGCCUCGGCGGCCGAUCAUAGUGCUGCUCGGCCGCGCGUCGUUCCCAGCUCCCUGGUGGAUGGUUAGGAACGGCACCACUGAGGAGCAGAUGAUCGCGUCUGGGUGGCAGACCCCCCACUGCCGCACCUCCUACCUGAAGACAAAGUUCUUAAACUGGCAUGCGCACCAGAUGUUCCGGCAGCUGCAUGUGCUGGACUACUUUGACUUCUGGAUGAAGCUGGACGAUGACGCGCGAUGGGCCGGCAAGUUCCCUGGUGACAUAACCCAUCAUCUCGUCAGCAAGCACCGCAUCUUUUUCCACACUGGCUUGCAGCGGUUGGCGGACCUGGACUGCAUAGGCUUGUGGCAACAGGGCGCUUCCAAACCAGUGCAGGUGUACCUGGACUCUGAGAGCAAUCGCUGCCGUCGCAUCCUGUGGCCCGCCGCUCUCAGCGAGCCCUGGUUCUCCGAUGACUCCCAGGUGUUUUCGGUGGAUUUUGCGGGCGGCUGGCUGGGAUUCUGGACGGCGCCGGAGGUGCUGAUGUACGGCCUGAUCUGGAACAGCUUCCCCGGGGGGACCUGGGAGUACCGCUGGGGGGACGAGCAGUUCUGGACCUCCGCGCUCGGCCUCUUCGAUGACGGGUCACACAUCGAGGAUGUGUCAUACGUGAGGGCCGGCCUUGGGCCAAACGCCAUAUCAGAGAACGAGCCGCCGCACAACUACCUCAACAUCCUGCAUACGCGCUGACUGCGGGCACAUGCGCGCACAUGCCGGCAGCCUAGCCGCUGCAUGCAUGCAGCUUGAGGUGCAGUUUCGCGGCGACCUUUUCAGAAUUUGAAAUACGGCCCACUAGCUGCAAAUAUGGAUGAUUAUGGCGACCUCAUGGCCAAACUGAAAAUGCUUCCUGGUGUUUCCGCGUAGUUCAGACAAUGUGCUGUUGCCAGAGGAUAGUGACACAUGCCGGGAGAUUCACACUGAUCCGCUGCGUCAGAACUGCGCCGACACGGAGUCGAAUUUUCCUUCGAAGUAUAAGUGAAGUAUUACAGGAUAGUAUGCUGCUGGGACUGCAAACAUUGCAGGGCUGGCAGCUGACAGCAGAUUACGUGUGCACAGACAAGCAGGCCGGUCACUUUGCAAGUACAUAGGUAGCUGUGCACAAUUGUACUGUGCAAGCCAGCUGUAGUGUUCCGGCUGCUUGAACACUGUGACACAUGUGAAUCACAGUGUUUCGUGACAGUGUGUUGGUGACUUACAGUGCCGCAUUUGAUGCACAGUAAAAUGUGCACAUUGCCGGUGCCCGCGUUGUUGACUCUCACUUGGUGUAUGUUUCUUUUGAAAAGGUGGGGUUUUCUGCUAGCAGUACUGGUUCCCAAAUGACAGCCAUCUAUGCCAUGCCAUGCCAUGCCGUGAAAUAGUUGGACUCGAGUGGCAUGCGGUGAUGGCCAGUUGUGGAUGGGUUGAAUGUGAACAACCUAUUCUUUGGCUUUGAUGCAAAGCUCGCAAUUGUUCUGGGAAAGAGGGAUAGAGCGCUCUGGGUUUGUCUUCUCGUGGUGUCUUUACUUCGUCUGGGUUUUCAUAUUUUGCUGCGGACAGCCUUUUGCGAAUGACUGGUUUUCUGGUACUAAUCAGGGUCAGGUAUGUGACUAAGCCGCCUGGGCUUGCAUGCGUCUGAAGCAAUCAGAUGCAUAUCGGCUGCAUGACUUGUUUGGCCUGUGUGACAAGAUGAGCAUAAUGUUUCUGAAGCUAGGCUAUGACCACUAGCUUCAGAAACAUUCAGGAUGCUAAGUGGGUAUCUUCCCAUUAUCUUGGGAGUUAUGAUUUCCAUUGCGCUGCUCUGAGUGCUCUGCUCUUCAGUCAACCUGAUCAGGUUAUGUACUGUGUUACUGCAUGAAUGCCAUUGCAAGCCGAUUCUUUAAUGUAGCGUCCUGAGUCAUGCUCAGGAGUUUUUAUUCCUUUGUAACUGUACUGUCCAAU
Coccomyxa subellipsoidea C-169 is the source of this 2713-nucleotide messenger RNA. RefSeq lists its product as hypothetical. The transcript has 9 exons. The record is from RefSeq and is a predicted model, not a curated record. NCBI's taxonomy places the organism in Eukaryota, Viridiplantae, Chlorophyta, Trebouxiophyceae, Coccomyxaceae. The coding region runs from base 164 to 1486 and encodes 440 amino acids.